AGAUACAGGCGGCGCAGCGCAGUGCUGUGCUCAUUCGGCGACCAGCUCUGAGGCAGGACCCACGUUAUCGAGCCAGCCUAUCUUUGCUGCCACACUGAGCCAUGCGUGUGUGCAGCGUGCUGGGCGUGUGUGUGUUGGCUGUGGUGGUGAGUGUGGCGGCCGCAGCUCUCCCGCCCCUGGGAGUCGUGCAAGCGGCGGCUCAGCCUUCAAAGGAAUACUUGGAUGUGGAAGUGAAAAAUGACGCGGUGAGGUCAGACCUGACCAUUAAUCAGGCAGAAGACCCCUCGACUGAUUCUUCUGCUGAACCGCCCACGGACCCACCUACAGACCCACCCACGGACCCACCUACAGACCCACCCACGGACCCACCUACAGACCCACCCACGGACCCACCUACAGACCCACCCACGGACCCACCUACAGACCCACCCACGGACCCACCUACAGACCCACCCACGGACCCACUUACAGACCCACCCACGGACCCACCUACAGACCCACCCACGGACCCACCUACAGACCCACCCACGGACCCACCUACAGAUCCACCCACGGACCCACCUACAGACCCGCCCACGGACCCACCAAUCACCACUACACUAGAGCCCACCGACCCAUCCAUACCCAUACCCACAGCCACACCUCCACGCACUCACAAACUAACUGUGGGCGACCUGGGCACGGCUGAGGGCGUCAUCCUAACUUCCUUCAAGAGCAGGGACUUCUAUGGCUUCAUGAGUCUGCCGUACGCUGAGCCGCCAGUGAACGAGUCCCGGUUCAAGUACCCCGAGGAGUUCGCAGGCCCUUGGGAGGACAAAUAUUAUGACGCCAGCUACCUGCGGCCGCGGUGUGCCCAGGCCUCGCUCCUCUUCACCGGCAUCGUCAGCGGCAGCGAGGACUGUUUGCACCUUAGUGUCUACACGCCCCUGCUGCCUGAGGACCUGACGGAGGGGCAAGAUGCGCUUCCCGUGAUGGUGUUCAUCCACGGCGGCGCCUACAUGUCCGGUGACGCCUUUCUCUACGUGCCCACCAAGCUCAUGGACAGGGACGUGGUGGUGGUGGUGGUGCAGUAUCGCCUCGGCCUCCUCGGGUUCCUGGCGGCAGGCGUGGAGGAGGCUCCAGGGAACAUGGGCUUGAUGGACCAAAUCAUGGCCCUCCGAUGGGUCCAAAAGCACAUCCACCACUUUGCUGGAGACCCGGACCUAGUGACAGUGUUCGGCCAGAGUGCAGGCGGCGCCAGCUCCUCCUGGAUGUACCUCACGCCCCUGACCAAUGCGUCAGCCGAGGGGAACAACGGUCGCCAGUUGCUGCACCGCGUCAUCCCCCAGAGUGGGUCGGCGCUGGAGGAGUGGACGCUCGAUAAGGAUCCUGAGAGCUCCUUCGUUGUGGCGGCCUCCAAACUAAACUGCGACAAUCCAGGUUUCACCACGGCGGAUAUACUGAACUGCAUGAGGAGCAGGCACUAUGAGGAUGUGGUGAACGCUGCCGUCGCGAUAUAUAUUGAGGACCGGCGGGCUGGCGGGCUGGGCUUCAAGGGGCUGUCUCCUGUGGUGCAGCGGGACAUCGCGGGGAUACACCCAGUCAUCCCCAAGGACCCCCGGGAGAUCCUGGACGCCGCGGAAUUCCUGAACAUUCCUGUCAUGACUGGCAGCGUGAGGGAUGAGGGAUCCUUGGUCAUGGGGCUAACCUACAAGGACUUCAUGGUGUACAACAACCACACCACCGAGGACGUGGAUUUCCUCAAGAAUGACGCGCUGAUGAUGCUGCUGCAGGCUUUCGGCAUCGAGGACAAGACAGGUUCCGUAUCCAGCUCCAUGAGACUGACCUAUCUGCCCGACGCCACCAUGGGCGACUGGGACUCCAUGAUCGGCGGAAUGAUAGAUAUGAGCGGCGUGAUGUUCCUCAAGUCAGGGCUGUGGGAGCUGACCCGUCGCGCCUCCCUCGCCAACGAGAACUCCCCCAUCUAUUUCUACUCGUGGGAAUAUGAAGCCGACGACUCCCUCUUCGACUGGAUCUUUAUGUCCUUCCCUGAUAUCCCUGUCCCUGGAGGUGUUUCCCACGCUGACGAGCUCCUCUACCUGUUCCACCUGCCCGCUGUGCACGACGAGCGCCAGAAGGUGAUGGUGGACCGCAUGACAAAAAUAUGGACUAACUUCGCAAAAUAUGGUGACCCGACCCCCGAGGCCACGAGGGAGCAAUGGGAGGAUGCGAUAGAGAAGUGGAAUCCCUAUACCCCAGACCAGCAGAACUUCAUGCUCAUAAAGGACAAUUUCACGAUGAUGGUGGACUACACGACGAGAUGGAACUACCACUCUACCGGCAACGACUCCACUGUAGAGCCGCCAUCCACCACGAUGGCGCCAGACAUGGUGAGCCGCGACACCUACGACGACAUGAAGGAGGAGAGAAAUAACUUCGCAAUAGCGACGGUCGUCCUGGGAGUUGUGUGCGCCUUCUGCCUUCUCCUCUUCGUCAUCGUCUACAUCAGGAAGCGAAGAAAACAGAACGAUAUAGUUUAGGUUAUAAGAAACAACAAUCAAGUGGCGUGGUGAUGACGAGAAGCUGUGUGCAUGCCCCGCUAUCCCACUGAGUGCCUGUGCAUCACUCACUGAGCUGCCUGCCACCUGUCCACCCCAGACUGUGCCAUGACUCAGAAACAGGGGAACCUCGCGGGUGUCACGGGCCUUGGAAGAACCGACAGACUGACCCUCGCUGCCUGGCCACGCUAUCCCAACAUGUGCCGGCGGUGGAGCAAUUCCUCGCCACGCGACAACCUUAAUUAAUGUAUAGAAUAAUGAGAUAGGUUAUAUAUAGCGCACACACACGCACGCACACACACACACACACACACACACACACACACGAUACAAUCAUACAUCUUUUGACGGCGUUAUUGCAACGGUAACAUCGAUUUUAAAGGUUACUCUUUAUUUAACAAGCAUUUUUGCAAUCUCUCUCUCUCUCUCUCUCUCUCUCUCUCUCUCUAAGAAAUAUGGUAUAACUAUACUCAUGGAGUAUAUACUUCAUAGCUAUGACCAAAUAAUGCAGGGAAACUUGUAUAUUAAAAUCUCCUCGACGA
This is a messenger RNA of Scylla paramamosain (green mud crab), 3079 nucleotides long. RefSeq names its product juvenile hormone esterase-like. Bases 102 to 2519 code for a protein of 805 amino acids. The transcript is spliced from 13 exons. The record is from RefSeq and is a predicted model, not a curated record. Lineage: Eukaryota; Metazoa; Arthropoda; Malacostraca; Decapoda; Portunidae.